Messenger RNA from Ipomoea triloba (trilobed morning glory), 502 nucleotides. Its product is annotated as putative expansin-B14. NCBI's taxonomy places the organism in Eukaryota, Viridiplantae, Streptophyta, Magnoliopsida, Solanales, Convolvulaceae. Gene Ontology annotation, biological process: sexual reproduction. The transcript has 4 exons. The coding region runs from base 1 to 465 and encodes 154 amino acids. Gene Ontology annotation, cellular component: extracellular region. The record is from RefSeq and is a predicted model, not a curated record.
AUGGCUUCUUCACACCACAUAGUUCUUGUUGUGUUCUUCACUCUCUUUAAAUUUUGUUUAUGCAGAAAUUCAUUUAGUAAUACAACUUUAGCUGGAUUCGCACCUGCUACUGCAACAUGGUACGGUCCACCCAAUGGACAUGGAACUGAUACUGGAGCUUGUGGAUUUGGAAAUGUAGGCAAUCCUCCAUACAACUCUUUAAUAGCAGCAGGAAAUCAAGCUUUAUAUCAAAAUGGCAAAGGCUGUGGACAAUGUUACCAGGUAAAAUGCAACUCAAAUCCUAUGUGUUCAGGAAAUCCAAUAAAAAUUCGUAUUACAGAUGAAUGCCCUGGUGCAUGCAACGCUGUGCCGGUUUGGUUUGACUUGAGUGGAAUAGCUUUUGGUGCGUUGGCAAAGCCGGGCCAAGAUAAUGCAUUGCGUAAUGCUGGAAAGAUUCAAAUUUCAUAUCAAAAGGUAGGAUGUUAGGAUGAAAAUCAAUGUUCAAGGAUGAUUCAACCUCAAC